UAAUUCUGCGUUAAAACAUGCGACUGUUUUGCCAUUGACAUCGCUAAGCAGCCGACUAAUGCGUCGUUUGUUGUUGUCGGUGUUGGGUCGAUGGAUGUAGAAGGGUGGUGGCGGUAGUGACGGUGGCCCGUUUGUCUUCCUCGCUAUAGAAAGCAAAUGAUAAUACAUUUGAGUUUGUUUUUUUAUUAAAACGUGUCUUUAAAUGAAUGGCUCCUUACACCCGGCUAGAGAUUGGUGAUUGUGCGGCGCCGUCUCCUCCUCCUACUCCUUCUUCUUCGUCCGUCAUGAGACGGAAUCGAGCAAGUCCACGCGUCUUCUCGGAUUGCGGCCGGUGACUCGGCGGGCCUGAGACCCGCACGCACUACCAGAGAGCGGGCAGGGGACAGCGGUGAGGGGCGACCGAGAGAGAGGGGACCGCACCGCGAAGUCGGCCCUGACCCCCUCCCAGCUCGCCCUGCCCUGGGGGGCAGUGGCUGGGCAGUCCGUCUCUCCCUGCUCACUCGCAAACUCCUCACCCUCCCGCCACGCAUUCCUUCGUUAAAACACCUCUCUGCUGUUACCCCUAGUACUCUUAUUGCUUUCAAAUGGAUCGGCCAGUGAGUCCUCCUCCGGAUAAAUUUGGCACCGCCACCGAGACGGCCUCACCGUGUGGUGGUGGCGGUGGCGGCGGCGGUGGUGGCGGAGGCGACUCGGGCAGCGUGGAGCCUCCUGAAUCCAGUGAGAGGCUGGACGCUGACGGGCACGGCGGUGGUGAACCUGGACGCGACCCCGACUCGGGGGAGGCGGCCGGAUUUUCCAUCAGGGAUUCCACCCUCGGCAACGGUGGUGGUGGCGGUGGCCUCCGGCUAAAGAUCCAGACCACCGCCAAACGUGCCAAGAAGCCGCCCAAGAGUCUGGAGAACUACAUCUGCCGGCCUGCCAUCAAGAUCACCAUCAAGCCCUCGCCGGGGAGGUUGACGGACAAGGGGGCCGCGCUCUCGGGGGCCACCGCUGUGCCCAAGGAUGCCACCGCGAUUGACGAAGCGGCUGCCAACAAGCGAAGGGGCCGCCCCAAAGUGUUCAAGCACUGCGAGCCAGAGCUGGAGGGAGCCCACGCAACGCAGGGGGAGCCGACGUUGGACGGCACCGACGGCACCGGCGGCACCGGCUCCCCUGCCGGCGAGCUCUCGCGGGGGGCAAGGAGAGAACCGCCGGGUUCCACCGACCGUUGCUGGGGCCGGGACGACGCGCGUUUGGGGACCGACUGCCUCGGCGCGCUCGAUGGAGCCGCGGCGCCGAACUGUGCACCCCAGAUUCUGCCGCGGCCUGCGCUUGCCGGACGUGGACCCCGGGCAGCGACGUCGUCUUCCAGAGCGGCCGCGAGGGCCUCCGCGUGCGCCGAAUUGAGCGGCGGCGGCGGCGUUCAAGCCGACCGCAGGAUCGCUGCAAAGAUGGAGGCGCCGGGCGAGGAAGGAGCGACUGGCGCAGAGGCCCGACCGAGGCCCGGCGAGGCCCGUGCUGUUGUGGCGAGCCGCUUCCGGAAAAGCAAAGUGGCGUACCUGUCAUCGGCGUCCGAAGAUAGCCAGGAGGAGGAGGAGGAGACCGCGUCUUCCGGCGUCUCGCGUGCCGCCGCUACCACCACCGCCGCCGUCGCCACAUCGACGGACAAAGCGCGUAAACCUGGCGGCGCCCAGGCCCUGCCCACCGGCAAGCGGGACGUCCCGUCCGGGUGCCUCGGCGGCCCCGCGGAGGAGCGGUGCGGCGGGCUGCCGGCGAGGCCCACCACGGCCGACGGUGCCGCGUCGGCGCUUCGCCACACGGAGGACUUGGCCGCGGCGCUGCAGCCCGCGCUGCAGAGUUGCGACGGCCGCAAGGACGGCGAGCCGCGCGUGCCGAGCCUGCCGCCGGAGCCCCGGGAGCACCGCGGGUCGAGGCACGGCUCUCCCGAGCCUCCCCGGCUCGUGCGGGAGGGCUCCUUCGAGGACGGCAAAGCGGAGGUUUUGGCCGACGCGCCCGGCUGCGACGCGGGGCCGCGGCGGACCGGCGACGUUUGCGCAAAGGCCUCGGCGAGGACGAAAAACGUGAAGAGGAAGGCGGUGCACGGCCACAGGCCGAGUUCCAUCAUCGGGGGCCAGAGCCGGGCCCCGAAGAUGCCGACGCUGCAGCCGGAGCUGGUGGUGCGCAGGAAGAAGGGGGGCGGCGGGCGCCAGGCAAAGGAGAAGGCGGGGGCCGAGAGGCACGAGCUGGACGCCGAGUCGUGGAUGGUGUAUCAGAGCCGCUCCAACAAGGGCGCCGGCCACCUCAAGAAGCUGAACAAGUUCGGGCUCCCGCUGAACAACACGGAGCAGAGGCCCGUGUCGCUCAUCGCGCAGGCUGCCGUGUCGCCCAAGUUCAAGGAGUUCGGGCACCGGCCAAUGCCGCCGCCCGGGAUAACGGGGCGGCCGCCGCUGUCCCUGUCGCCUCCGGCUCUGCCCAUGGGCGGCGGAUUCCUUAAGCGGCCCGUGAUGUUCGCCGCUCACGGAGCCGACGCCGCCGACGUGAACAAGCCCAAGAGGGGGCGGCCUCGGUCGAAACCCUCUCUGCAGAAGGACAAGCCGCUGAUGGCGCUCGUUCCGCCGCUCGCCGCCACAGCCGCCGCCAAACCAGCAGCACCGGUGCCGCCCCCGAUGAAGCGCACGAUGCUCGGCAUGUUCCACCAGCACGGCGGCGGCGGGGGCGGCGUCGGCUCGCUGGUCUGCCUGGACGAGAGCAGGCGGGGGAGAGGCAGGCCGAGGAAAAUGGAGAUGGGCAUGGGUGGCAUCAUGCGUCCGUCACCUAUGCUCUCCGCGGUUCGCGUGGGCGGCCAUCUCGGUACCGCCGUCUUCGGGCGCCAGGAGCUGAAGGAGGGCGGCGCAGCGGCCGGCAUCGACGGCGCCGGCGGCGGCCUCGAGAUGGACGGCAAACGGUUUAAACGGUACAAGGAUGACAACGACGCCUCGCCCACAGACGUCGCGCACCACGCAGAGCUGCAGGCCAAGAAGGACCGGCCAAUGGUCGGCAAGGUACUGGACAAAAAAUUGAUCAAGAAGAUCAACAAGAUGAGGACACUGAAGCGAAAGAAGAUCCUGAAGCAGAUUUUGACGCCGGGAAACGCGAUUCGGGAAAAGCCUCAACCGAGGGUGGCUGGGCCCGUUUCCACCAUCGCAGCGGCGCUCGGCUCUCGGCUCAAGCAGCAGAUCAACGUGAGCAAGCGUGGCACGAUAUACAUCGGCAAGAAGAGAGGCCGCAAGCCCAAGGCCACGUCCGAUGGCUGCCCAGUCUCCGGUCGGGGUAGCGCCCUCUUCGGCAGCGGCAGUGAUUAUGGCUCCAGUUUCAACCCGCUGAGGAGCCAGCAGCAGCACCUGCAACAUCAGCAUCUGCAGCACCAGCAGCAUCAGCAGCACCUGCAGCACCUUCAGCACCUGCAGCACCUGCAGCACCAGCAGCACCUGCAGCACCACCAGCAGCAGCACCAGCAGCAGCACCAGCAGCACCGCGCCGGCGCACUGUCGCCGGCUGUGUCGCAUCCGGGGCCUUCUUCGACACCGCAGCCGUCGCCCGCGCGCACGCACUUCUCCAGCUUUAGCGGCAACCAGAGCCCGCCGAGCAGCGACGCCGGCAGCUUUGUGGAGCCCACGCUGGCGCCGCCGCCCACUCCCCUGCAGCGCCGCUUCGUUCCCACGAAGGCGGCGCGCAAGUCCGUGCGGCCGCCCUCGCCGCCCAACUCUCCGUGCUGCCGCGCGCUCCCGGACGCCGCGAUGAUCCUGAAGGAGGCGACGCCGUCUCCCGCCAGCGAGUCGCACAGCGACGAGACGGUGCCCAGCGACAGCGGCAUCGGCACCGACAACAACAGCACAUCGGACCGCGGCGAGAAGGCCUGCGAGGGGCUGCGGCGCCGGCGGCAGCAUUUCACGGGCGACGCGGCCUCGGCGGACGACAUCUCCGCUUCGGCCGUGGCGGCGGCUGCCGAGCAGCAGGCGCUGAAAGCGUGCGCCGGCAUCGCGGGGGCCGGUGCCGCCGGCGCCGGCGGCCCGGGUGUCAUGGGCCCCGGGAAAGAGAAGAAGGCGCACCGGGGCAAGCGGCGGCACCGCGGCCUCAUGGGCGACCUGCUGCUGUACGAGAAGCUGAAGAAGCAGAAGCGCAAGCGCAAGAAGAAAUACCUGCAGAUGCACGCGGCGCGGCAGGACCCGGGGUACCUGUCGGCGCUGGAGGACACCGUGCGCUGCCUGGCAGAGCUGCGCCUCACGCAGCGCGGGCCUCGCUACAUCCCGCGCGACGUGCUGCCCUCCAUCUUCCGCGUCAACUUCAGCCACUUUUACGCGCUGGCGCCGCCCUUCGCCUUCGACCCGUUGCACUACAUCAGGCGGGCGCCGCCCGACCCGCGCGCCCUGGGCAUGCGGCGGCGCGGGAGGCCCCCGAAGCCGUCCGACGGCUGCUCGCAAUCGCCCGACGCGGUGGCGCCGCCUCCGCCCUUCCUGCCCGGCGUGGGCUACCCGCUGGCGACGGGUCGCUACUUCGACUCGUUCGGCCUGCCUUACAUUUCGUCGCCGCCGCCUCCGCCUCCCCCCGUCACGACGAGCAGCCUGAGCCUGGGCUACUACGGGCAGUACCCGCCGCCCCUCUACCCGCCGCCCCCCAUGCCGCCGCCGCCACCCGGGGCUCUGGCCAGUCGCCUGAGCCCGUUCGACUUCCGACUGGGGGCUCCGCUGGCGCUGCUCAACGGGCCGCCGCCGCCGCUGCCGCCGCCGCCGGCGUGCUACCGCAGCAAGAGGGCACGGCCGGUGAGCGGGCGGCACGGGAGCAAGCUACGGCGGCGCGAGCGCGAGGCCUCCGAGCACAGCUCUCCGGACACGUCGCCCGGUCCCCGCGCGCAGUUCCACGUGCAAGACGGGCGCUUCUCGGACGAUGAGGAUGAGGAGGAGGAUGAGGAGGAGGAGGAGGAGGAAGAAGAGGAGGAGGAUGAGGAGGAGGAAGAAGAGGAAGAAGAGGAAGAGGAGGAGGAUGACGAGGAGGAGGAUGACGAGGAGGAGGAGGAAGAGGAGGAUGAGGGGAGGAGUGAGCAUCGUGGACGGGAGGGAAGGGUGAUGGCUGGGCGCUUGGCGUCUGUUUCUCGGUUGCAGCCAAGACCGUACGACGCCAUCAACGAGUCGAUUGACGCGUGCGUGCGGAGGUACUCGCAGCCCGGCUCCGCCAACGCCUUCCCGUGGCGGUCGCGCGACUGCGUCAGCGGUGGCGCCGGCUACCGCCGAGGCUCGCUCGACGAGAGGGCCCGGGGCCGCCCGCCUGCCGACAUGACAUCCCCGACCUUCAUGGGCAUGGUCGGCCUGUCGGCGCGAGACCGUGACCGUGACCGUGCCGGGCGGUGCUGGCCCCCAGGAGCCGGCCCGCUGGGCAAUGGAGCCCCGUCGAUGGCCGGUGGUCGCAGGAGGUCACUGUCGGAUAGCUCCAGAGAAGCAGGCUCCGCUGCGGGCGUUGGCAGGUCCGGCAGCUGCUGCGGAGGCGGUGUCGGAGGCGGCAACGCAGGCCGCAUGGCGGCAGCGGCGGCGGCGAGCUGGGGUGGCAACUGCUGCGGUGGUGGCGGUGGCGGCGGCGUCGUCGUCGUCGGCCGCACCAAGCGCAGCGAGGCAGAAGCCAUGCGGAGGCAGGCGAGGCGCGAGGGCCGCGCAGCGCUCGGCCUCGAGCGGCUGCAGGCCGCCAAGCGGGGCCUGGUGCACGUGGGCCGCAUCCUGCGCGCCAAGAAGCUGCAGCGCACCCUGCGCACGGGCAACAACGUGCCGUGCGAACGGCGGCCGGGCCGACCGCGCAAGGGCCCGCAGGGCGCCGCGGUGGGCGUGGGCGCCGUAUGCCUGCCUGCUCCGCCGCCGCCGCCGUCGCUGCCGCCGAACUUGACGCCGUUUGGGAAUCGUUGCGGUUCACUGAGCGUGGGAUCACACGGCGAGGCAGGGAGGGCGGUGGCCCCCGCGGAGGAGCCGUCCAAACCGCCGAGCGGUGCCUGCACAGGGAGGCCGCUGCGCGUCUCCCGCGCCCACAGGCCCGACCCCGUGAGCGACGCCAUCGAGUCGGUCGUGCAGAACGGCCCCGAACGGCACGACCGGCCGAGACCCGCCGUCCCGAGGCAGCGGCGACGGCGGAGGCCUCAGAGCCCGAGGAAGCGGCGCCAGUGGCGGGCCCGGGCCGCCGCUAGGGGCCAGCGACACCGCCCGGAGGAGUCGGAAGGGCGGCACAAGCGGCCCGAAUCCCAGCAGGAGCCGCAGGACGGGCCGGAGUUGGCGGAGGUGGGGGGGCGGCCCCAGUGGCCCAAGGGGGCCGAGGGGCGGCCGCCGCGGCCCGAAGCGCCGGAGGCGCGGACGGAGCGAACGGACGCGACGGACGAGCGAACCGUGCGGCCGGACGCCAAGGAAGGGAGGUCGAAACGGCCAGACUCGACGGACGGGCGGCCGCGCUGGCCUGAAGUGGCGGAGAGGCGGCCAGUGCGGCCAGAUCGGCCCGCACGGCCAGAUCGGCCCGUGCGGCCAGAUCGGCCCGCGCCCACGGAGGGGCGCUUCAGACGGACAGAGGCUGCCCUGUUGGGCCUGCAUGAGGAAGUUACUGGUAGCCGCCGGCAGCGACAGCAGCAGCGACAGCAGGAGCAGCAGCAGCAACAACAACAACAACAGCAGCAACAGCAGCAGCAGCAACAACAGCAGCAACAACAGCAGCAGCAACAACAGCAGCAACAGCAGCAGCAACAACAGCAGCAGCAACAGCAGCAGCAGCAACAGCAGCAGCAACAGCAGCAGCAGCAGAACAGGGGUCAGAAGCGGAGGCGGGCAGCCUCUGAGACGCCAUAUGACGGCGACCAAGAGCAGAGGAGCAAGAAGGCGACGCUGGAAAGGCCGGGUGUGGAGGAGUCCAGCUGCAGCCAGGCCGCCAGUACGGAGGCGGAUUGCACCCAGAACCGAACUCCGUGCCCCGCCGCGGCCUCGUCUCCUUCGACGGCCACCGUAGCGCCAGCGCUGCCCGCCCAGUCCCCGGAUGAGCAGCGGGCGGCGCCGGAGGCCCCAUGUGACCAGAGGGAGGAGCGCAGCGAGGGCGAGUUGCCGCCGCCGCCGGCGGGGGCGGCAUUGAUCGCCCCGACGGCAGGAGCAGCACAAGCCCCAGCGCCAGCCAAGGAGAAGAAGCCUCAUCGACCGCCGAAGAAGAAGCAUCAGAAGGCCGGGCUCUACUCCGAUACCUACAAGGACCCCAACGUCAAAAGCCGGCUGAGCUUAUCCAAGAAGGAGAAGCUAGAGUACGUUCCUGGAGAGCACGACCACAGCCUCCUGCCAGCGCCCAUCCACGUUGGGAAAUAUCUCCGCCAGAAGAGGAUUGACUUCCAGCUCUCGUACGACAUCCUGUGGCAGUGGAAACACAAUCAGCUCUACAAGAAGCCGGAUGUCCCACUCUACAAGAGGAUUCGCUCCAAUGUGCACGUGGACGUGAAGCCCCUGUCGGGCUGCGAGCCGACGACGUGCAACUGCAAGAUGCCCGAGGCCGAGGUCGGCGCCAUCCGCUCGCGCAACGGCUGCGUCGAAGACUGCCUCAACAGGAUGAUCUUCGCCGAGUGCUCUCAGGGCACGUGCCCGACCAGGGACCAGUGCAGCAACCAGCGCAUCCAGCGGCACGAGUGGGUGCAGUGCCUCGAACGCUUCCGCACUCACGGCAAGGGCUGGGGCAUCCGCACCAAGGAGAGCCUCCGCGAGGGCCAGUUCAUCAUCGAGUACCUGGGGGAGGUGGUCACGGAGAACACCUUCCGGAACCGCAUGAUUGAGCAAUACCAGAACCACAGUGACCACUACUGCCUGAACCUCGACAGCGGCAUGGUCAUCGACAGCUACCGCAUGGGCAACGAGGCGCGCUUCGUGAACCACAGCUGCCAGCCCAACUGCGAGAUGCAGAAGUGGUCCGUGAACGGCGUGUACAAGAUCGGCCUGUUCGCUCUGACCGACAUUCCGGCCGCCACGGAGCUCACAUACGACUACAACUUCCACGCCUUCAACCUGGAGAAGCAGCAAACGUGCAACUGCGGCUCGGAGGUUUGCCGCGGCAUCAUCGGUGGACGCAGCCAACGCCUCAACGGCGCGCUGGGUCGAGCUCCCGGCCACGGUCGCGGCGACGGCGGCGGCGGAGGUGGUGGCGGCGGCGGCAACGGCGGCGGCGGAGGUGGCGGCGGCGGCACCAAGAAGCACAGCAGCCGCCCCAAGCAGCGGCGCAAGUCCAAGCACCGUCUCAAGAAGCGCAGGGGACAGGCAUCCGAGGAGCCCACCCCGGCUGCAGCGAUGCCUUCCAAGCCACCCCACCCCAUCCACAUGAAGCCCAUGUCGCACAGGGAGAGAAACUUUGUGCUCAAGCACGGCGUGUUCCUCGUGCGCAACUGGGAACGGAUCUACCGGAGGCGCGAGGAGCACGGCGGCCCGGCCGGGAAGGACGCGACGCCGACCGGGGCGGCGGCUGCGGCGGCGGCGGCGUACUCGCGCUGGAACGGCAGCCUGGCCCGCGACGACGGCAACAUCAAGUCUGACGUGUUCAUGACGCAGUUCUCAGCGCUGCAGACGGCGCGCUCGGUGCGCACGCGCCGGCUGGCGGCGGCGGAGGAGAACACGGAGGUUGCGCGCACGGCGCGGCUCGCCCAGGUCUUCAAGGACAUCUGCACGGUGGUCACGACGCUCAAGGACCCAAGUGGACACACCCUGGCUACCCCGCUGCUCAGCCUGCCCCCCAGGAAGAAGAACCCGGACUACUACGAGAAGGUGAAGGAUCCCCUGGACCUGGUUCGUGUGGAGCGGCAGAUCUUGACGGGGCACUACCGCACCGCAGAGGCGUUCGACACUGACGUGCUCAAGGUGUUCCGUAACGCCGAGAAGUACCACGGGCGCAAGUCGAACGUGGGCCGCGCCGUGUGCCGCCUGCGCAAGGCCUACUACAGCGCCCGCAGCGACGCCUCGGCUCAGCUCGAGGAGAUCGCCGGCGAGACCGCGAGCGAGGCGGACGGCAGCGAGAUCUCGGGCGGCGGCGGCGGUGGCACCGGCACCGGCACCAACGGCGCCGCGUCCGGGGCAGACCGCCAUGACGGGGGCGGCGCCGGCGGAGACAAGGACGGCGGCGCCAACGACGACGUCAUCCGCUGCAUCUGCGGCCUCUUCCGCGACGAGGGGCUCAUGAUCCAGUGCGACAAGUGCUUGGUGUGGCAGCACUGCGACUGCAUGGAGGUGACGGAGGACGUGGAGCACUAUCUGUGCGAGCUGUGCGAGCCACGCCACGUCGAACGGGAGGUGCCCAUGGUGCCGCAGCCGUCGUACGCCCAGAACGGAAGCUCUUACUACAUCUGCCUCCUCCGUGACGACCUCUUGCUCAAGCAGGGCGACUGCGUGUACCUGAUGAGGGACAACUCCCAGCAGCGGCGCGGUGCCGACGGGCAGCCUGUGCGACAGUCGUACCGGCUGCUGUCGCACGUGAGCCCUGACAAGCUGGACAUCUUCCGCGUAGAGAAGCUCUGGAAGAACGAGAAGGGCGAGCGCUUUGCGUUUGGGCACCACUACUUCCGGCCGCACGAGACGCACCACGCCCCGUCGCGCCGCUUCUACCACAACGAGCUCUUCCGCGUGCCCCUCUACGAGAUCAUCCCCCUCGAGGCCGUUGUCGGCAUCUGCCAAGUCAUGGACCUCUACACCUUCUGCAAGGGACGCCCCAAGGGCGUGAAGGAGCAGGACGUGUACAUCUGCGACUACCGGCUCGACAAGUCGGCUCACCUCUUCUACAAGAUCCACAAGAACCACUGGCCCACAUGCACCAAGGCCUACGCCUUCGACCACUUCGAGAAGCGCCUCGCGCCCAAGCGGGAUUUCACGCCUCACCACGUUCCAGAGAACUACAAGCGGAAUGGCGGGAGCGGCGGCAGCGGCGGCGGCGGCAGCAGCAGCAGCCGGUCACCUUCGUGGAAGUCCGACAAGAGUCGCUCGCGCAGGAAGAAGCCGAUGCUCGGAGCGCCGUCCUCUAGACACGUGGACGAGGCGUCUUCACCACCGGCAACGUCACUACCAGCACCGCCACCGUCACCGCCACCAGCACUGCCUGUGGCAACGUUAUCGGAGGAGCACAAAAAAGCCGAGUCGGUUUGCCACGGCGAGACCAAGGCGGAGCAUUGCAGCAGCAGUAACGGCGGCGGCAGCGGCGUCAGCAUCGGCAUAAACGAUGAUGGCGACGGCAAAGAAAGGAUCGACGGCGCCAGCGCUGUCAUCCAGGGCAGCUGUAGCAGGGGCAGCAGGAGCAGUAGCCGGGCGCGGCGACAGCUGCAGCAAGAGAGGGAGCGAGCGGCGAUGUCGGAGGUCUGCUCGGAGGACAGGUCGGGGGUCAGGCCAGAGCAGCCGCCCUCCACGGAGCCGCCCUCCACGGAGCAGCCCUCCACGAGCAGCAGCCCCCACAGAGGGGGAGCGCCGGCAGCGGCAGAAGGAUCGUCUCAACAACUUCCUCCUGUCACUUCUGGCGAAAUGCCCCAGCAGGAACGCCAUCGACGUGACGUACCUGCUGGAGGAGGGCCCGGGCCGGAAGCUGCGCAAGCGCUCGUCGCUCUCCUGCGAAGCAUUCGUGCUCAAGUAGCGACGAGCGCGGCGAGCUCCGGUCACCGACUCUGUGGCAUCCGCGCGCCGAGCAGCGGAACCCAAGCCGCCCCCCCCCCCCCCCGCUUCCCCACGGUCGUCAUGGGCGCUGCCGCCACGCCGCCGUCGCCACUUUCCGACGGUUUUCUUCCAACGUCGACGGCGGGUGUGGUGUGGGGGGGGUGGGGACCUUGAGUUUAGGGGCAUUUCGACGGCACGCGGAGACGAAAUCAACCGCGACGACGAACCAACGACGAGGACGCGCAUGACUGCUCCGAGAUGAACGGACACGCGCGGGCAGACGACCCCCGUUGAUUCAACUGCCGAUGCUGGCGGGGGGGAAGGGGGGGGUGGUGAGGGUGGGGCGGGUGGGGCGGGUGGGGCGAGGGGGGUGGUGGACGCUCGAUCCGGACGGUUGGCGUCACGGGAAAGACAUCGCCUGACCCCCGCGAGCUUCCUCCGCGCAGCGGGCAGUGGGACGCGGCCGCUCGCCCCCAGGAGGGCCACACUACGGUUGAGCCAGGCACAUCGGCCGCCCCCCCUCCCACCUCUUCCUCCGCCCCCCCACCCCCCCCCCCCCGCUUAACGGUUUAGAGGAGUAACGUCCUCCCCGCCGGUGGCUUUUACCAACUCGGUACUUGAAAAACAACAAAAAAAACACGUGAAGAAAAUACGUACUUUACUGUAAAUCGCAACAACAACAAUAAGUUAAUUAACUUGUUUUUUUAUGAUAUAUAUAAAACGAAAAAAAAUUGCCGCGAAAACAAACGCCGCGCAACCUUCCGCCGUGUCGGGAAUUUAAAAGAAUUAUGCGAUCCUCAUCAUCGAAGCCGUUCAUUUGCUACGUUUUUAAAGAAACAAAAAAAAGUAUAUAUAUGAAAUAGUAAAAACAAGGAUGUUAUCGUUAUUUAAAAAGACGCAGAUGACAAGAAAUGAAUUUCGGUUCGUGUCGAAGCACUUAUAUAAUAAAAAUGCUUUUUUUUCUCCAGUCAAACGGUUUCAUCGGCGCUGCGGUGAAGACGUGAGUUAAUCGAGACGACAGUAUUUAAAAAAAAUCUUUUUACGAAAACUCGGCAAAAUAUAUAUGUAAGUUAAAACAAAAAUAAUGAAAAAUCAAAAUGUAUUUAGUUCACCGUGACGCGUUAGGUAACAUACUGUAUAUGUUUUCAAACUGUCCAAUGCUGAUCUUCUAAAGAGGUUUCUUAAGCUUUUUAAUUGGAACACGGAGGAGGAGGAAACACCCAUUUUUUAAGUUUAAAUUUUCUCUCGUUUUCCUUGACACUUUCGUUUUUGGGUUCCAGAUAUUUUAUGGUUGCGAUGUUUGUGAGUGGCAGUGGCCGGGGCAAUGGGGUGGGAGAUGUGUGUGUGUGUGUUUUGUACACGUGUAAUAUAAAUGGGCUCGUUAUCCCCGGGGCCUGGCUGUACAUAGCUCAUGGUGUCACACACACAGCGGACUUUCUGAAGCAAUACUUUUGCCCGCCGUUUCGUCCAAUUCAGAACAUGCUCUCUCUCGCUCUCUCUCGGACCAAUAGCAUCGUCAUCGUCGUCGUCGUCGCAGUCUGUGUUUUUACAGCCUAAAGUGAAGCUGGCGCGAAACGUUUUUAUUAAAUAAACACAACGAAGUGACACUGUAA
Lethenteron reissneri (Far Eastern brook lamprey) is the source of this 12244-nucleotide messenger RNA. RefSeq names its product ASH1 like histone lysine methyltransferase (gene ASH1L). NCBI's taxonomy places the organism in Eukaryota, Metazoa, Chordata, Hyperoartia, Petromyzontiformes, Petromyzontidae. Gene Ontology annotation, cellular component: nucleoplasm; nucleus. The record is from RefSeq and is a predicted model, not a curated record. Gene Ontology annotation, molecular function: chromatin binding; protein binding; DNA binding. Gene Ontology annotation, biological process: regulation of DNA-templated transcription.